Molecule: messenger RNA, 4059 nt
Organism: Onychostoma macrolepis
Lineage: Eukaryota; Metazoa; Chordata; Actinopteri; Cypriniformes; Cyprinidae
Product: solute carrier family 22 member 13
Exons: 10
Coding region: 296-1906 (536 amino acids)
Biological process (GO): transmembrane transport
Cellular component (GO): membrane
Molecular function (GO): transmembrane transporter activity
Source: RefSeq, a predicted model, not a curated record
UGGACAUCAACUCACUUUGACAUUUUUUGGCUUUUAAUUGUCUUUUUUCUUAGUUUCUUGAUCAGGAUUUGUUUGAGCGUCUUUUUAAACCACAAAUAUAAUCUUAAAAUGUUAUGAUGUUGUAGACAACACAUUUCUUCAGGAUAUAAAACACAUGAUGGAUUGAGAACAUUUAUUUCUGGCAUAUAUUCAGAAAUCUACAUUAUUUUUGAUCGUUACUGUACACUUACUCACUGUAUUUCGAUGGAGGUGUGAAGGCUCAUUUGCCUCGAUACUUGUUUUUCCAAGGUCGGGAAUGAAUUUCGAUGAGCUGCUGGCCACAAUCGGUGGCUUCGGGAGAUAUCAGAAGCUUCUGUAUGUGUGGAUAUGUCUACCGCAGAUCUUUCUCGCGUUCCACAUGAUGGCGAGCGUCUUCACAGGCGCCACGCCACCUCACCAUUGUUGGGGUUCAGGGAUGGAGAACGCGUCCCUUGCUGUCGGCAACCUUUCAAAUGUGAAUCUGAGCAUCUCUCUUCUGCCAGGACACGCGGACUCGUGCCCAGCAGGUUCAGGAAAGAACCACAGUAUACACUCAACUUGUGAGACAGGAUGGGUGUACAGCCACGAGGUCUUCCAGAGCACCACUGUCACUGAGUGGGACCUGGUGUGUGACAAGGCAGGUCUAAACAGUCUGGCCUCCUCUAUCUAUAUGUUGGGGUUGCUUGUAGGAGCUGUUGUGUUUGGAGCUAUGGCAGACAGGUAUGGGAGGAGGUUUGCCAUGCUCUUGUCUUUAGCCCUUCAGACAGUGUUUGGUGUGGCUGCUGCCUUCACUCCAAACUUCCCUGUUUAUGUCACCCUGCGCUUCAUCAUAGGAAUGACAGUGUCGGGCGUGAUAAUCAAUGCGUUUGUUCUAGGCACAGAGUGGACCUGCACACAGAGACGGAUGCUGGCCGGCAUCUUCACUGACUUCUUCUUUGGUUUUGGCUACAUGCUGCUGGCAGGUGUGGCUUAUCUCAUCAGAGACUGGAGAAAGCUGCAGCUGGCAAUCUCUGCACCAGGAUUUCUCUUUAUAUUCUAUGUAUGGGUUCUUCCACAUUCGGCCCGUUGGCUUUUGGUGAAUAACCGAAAUGAGGAGGCGAUUGAUCUUCUGCGUAAGGCAGCUAAAGUCAAUGGUCGCACCUUACCUCCCACUGUUCAGGUGGAGCAAUAUGUGGGCCCACAAGGACGGAGUAAAUAUACAGCUGCUGACCUGAUCCGAACUCCCCAGAUGAGGAAGAGAGCUCUCAUACUCUUCUACAUCUGGUUUGUUAAUGUGUUGGUGUAUUAUGGUCUGUCUCUGGGUGUGUCUGACCUCGGGGCAGACCUUUACCUCACUCAGUUCAUGUUUGGAUUGGUUGAAAUUCCUGCAAGGUCGCUGGUGUUGGUUCUGCUGCCCUGCAGUAGACGGAUCCCACUGAGUGUGUUCCUUGCUGUGGGAGGCGGUGCAUGUCUGCUGACCCUCACUGUUCCAGCAGACAGUGCUCAUAUUCGGACUGCUUUGGCCAUGGUGGGGAAAUUUGGAAUUACAGCAUCUUUUGCCAUCAUCUAUAUUUAUUCUGCAGAACUAUUCCCUACUGUUCUCAGGCAAACAGGUAUUGGUGUUUCUUCUAUGUUCGCACGGAUGGGUGGAGUUUUAGCGCCACUAAUAAACCUGCUUGGACGCCACACACCUGUUGUGCCCAUGGUGAUUUUUGGCUCCACCCCUCUGCUUGCUGCAGUGCUUGCUCUAGCAUUGCCUGAGACUGCCAAUCAACCACUACCAGACAGCAUUCAUGAAGCAGAGAGGUCAGCUCUGAAAUAUGACGGACAAAUUCCUGUACAUACCAGCCAACUGCCAAGCUACACAGAAGGACAGGAACUGCAGUGUUUAGCAGAUGAGUCCAGUUAGACGUAUAUGAUCACACACAAACUCUAUGCAGUGUCUCAGUCUAGUGUGUUUACAUGAUUAGUCUUGCUGAUGAUCAGUGAAACUUGAAAAUGGUUCAGGUUUUGAUACAAAAAUGCCUCUUUUGUGACUUUGACAGAUAUUUGAACUUUUUAUACAUAUUUUGAAAUGGCUGUAGGUUGUGUAUUACAUCAGGAUUAGCAGUUUAAGAAAACUUAAGUGUAAAGUUAAAAAAAUGGAUGACCGGGUCUGAAAGCACUGCGAUUUGUACAUCAAAAAUGUUUAUCAGACCUCUCUAUGCAAAACAAAGAGAGAUGCUCUAAACAAACAUAAGGGAACAUUUGUGAAUUAGUAAGGCAAACUAAAUUCAUUCAGUUUACUUUUAACAGAUAUUUACAUUUAAAAUGUGACUCUGGACCACAAAACCAGUCUUAAGUGUCAAUAUUUCGAAAUUGAGAUUUAUACAUCAUCUGAAAGCUGAAUAAAUAAUCUUUCCACUGAUGUAUGGUUUGUUAGGAUCGGACAAUAUUUGGCUGAGAUACAACUAUUUGAAAAUCUGGAAUCUGAGGGUGCAAAAAAAUCUAAAUAUUGAGAAAAUCGCCUUUAAAGUUGUUCAAAUGAAGUUCUUAGCAAUGCAACUUCAAAUGACGUUUUGAUAUGUUUACGGUAAGAAAUUAUCAAAAUAUCUUCAUGGAACAUGAUCUUUACUUAAUAUCCUAAUGAUUUUUGGCAUAAAAUAAUUUUUAAAAAUUUUGACCCAUACAGUGUAUUUUUGGCUAUUGCUACAAAUAUACCCCAGCGACUUAAGACUGGUUUUGUGGUCCAGAGUCACAAAUGUGUUUUUUUUUUUUCUUCUGGCAAAUGGACCAAAAAAAUAUUCAUGACUGGUCCUAGUCAUAAUCAUAUGCUCUCUAGAAUGAGAAUGUGCCUCCCACUAACACCAACUGCCACUCAGUAUAAAUGGCAAAGUUGUGAGUGUUUGGUCUAGUGGAGAGUGAACCAGUGCCUUCUUUGUAAAGUACUUCUUGACAUAUUGUAUCCAAUGUUUGGGAAUAACGCCAGAUUUGUCUGAUGUGGGGACAGUGGGUUGCUGUUAGAUUUGGUUGAGAUGAUAAUUCCCAAAGAUUAUGCCUGGUUGAAAUUGUUUAAUAGCGUGCUAGUAUCCUGAAUGAUCUAGCUCAGUAGCUAGACGGGAAAGUAUCUUGUUUAGUGCUGUUUUGUCUGUUGUUUGACUGCAUUUAAUUUUUCUGUUGCUUUAGAGAAAAAAAAAAUCUCAUCAUCAUACGCACAAUUAAAGAAAUUUAAUGUAGAGUGGGAUUAAUAUGUAUGGUGGCGACUUUGCUUGAGGCAAUGAUACAUACACUACUGCAGAAGGUCAUGAGAUUGCCGUGAUGAUCCAUGGUCACAAACUCAUAGACUCAGCUGCACACUGCCAAAUGACACAAUCUAGUUUUUACCUUUACAUCCUGACAUUAACUAUGUACUUUUACUGCAUGCAUUUGUUUGAUAGAAAUUAACUAUUUUAUUAUCAUGCGAUUUGUCUAAUGUUCUAAAUAUUGAUGGGGUGCAGAUCUUAAGAGGAUAUACACCUAUCAUUAUUUACUCACCCCCCAUGCCAUUUUAAACCCUUAUUCUAUGUCCUACAGAAUACCAUGAAAGCAUUGCUCUAUAUUUAAAGUCUUCUUGUGUAAAAUUUUGAAUGAGGAACAGACUAAAAUGUUAAGUCAUUAUUCACAUAGAAGACUGAAAACUGCAGUGACCAGGUCAUUUGAGAAAGCACUUGAGAACUAGAUCAGUGAAUAAAUUGCUCUUAGGUGGUUCAGGCUGAAUGAUUCAUUCCUGAAUCUGGGUUUCACUCACGAACCAAAAUUCUUGUAAAUAUCUGAUUUUAAGUUCGGAACAACAAGAGAGUGAGUAAAUCAAGAUGGAAUUUUAUAACUAUAUUUUUUAACCAAAACACUUUUAUAUAUCACUGCAUGAUUAUCAUGAUCUAAAUAUUUUUACUCUGUCAUACGACCUUAAUUUGUCUGUUACAUCUGUGACUGAUGUCUUUUAACCUGAUGAAAUGUAAAGACAUUUUUAUCCCAGAAGAGGGCACCAUUAGUGGAACUACCAUUAAGAAAACUGGAUGGUUACCACAGCCCCCAGUCUUAAAA